Epinephelus lanceolatus (giant grouper) is the source of this 2092-nucleotide messenger RNA. Its product is annotated as serine/threonine-protein kinase NIM1. NCBI's taxonomy places the organism in Eukaryota, Metazoa, Chordata, Actinopteri, Perciformes, Serranidae. Gene Ontology annotation, cellular component: cytoplasm. Gene Ontology annotation, molecular function: ATP binding; tau-protein kinase activity. Gene Ontology annotation, biological process: protein phosphorylation; intracellular signal transduction; microtubule cytoskeleton organization. The record is from RefSeq and is a predicted model, not a curated record.
CCAGGUGAGCCUGAGGGACAGACAUGAAGGACCCACAGCUCCCAGCCAUCAAAGCCCGCCUGUGGCCGAAGCAGAAAGGGGGCAAAAAAUCCAAAGAUGAAGCUCCAGCUGUGGAAAAGUCACCCAAGAAGACCCCAGCCUCCCCCGCCGUAUCUGCCAUCCCACAGCUGACCGAAGAGGAGAGAAUGAGGCAGACACCGUUUGAGAGGGUCGUCUACGACAUGGCCCACAACGAGAGGAUGGUCAAUGACCUGAUGCUCGGGCGAAGAGUUGGCUUCUACGAGCUGCGUGGAGAGGUCGGGCAGGGGAAUUUCUCCACGGUCAGGUUGGGCAUCCACGCCUUGACGAAAGAGAGAGUCGCUGUCAAAAUCAUGGACAAGAUGCGUCUGGAUAAGAGGAGCCAGACGCUGAUGUCCUCAGAGAUCAGCUGCAUGGAGAAGCUGUGCCACCCCAACAUAGUGCGUCUGUACGAGGUGAUGGAGACCAGCAGGAAGCUGUAUCUGGUGAUGGAGUACGGCAGCAGUGGGGACCUGUUCUCCAGAAUUACCACCAGGGGGAAACUGAACGACCUGGAAACCAAGCUGGUGUUUGCACAAAUCAUCUCUGCUGUAAAACACAUGCAUGACAACAACAUCGUCCACAGAGACCUGAAGGCGGAGAACAUCUUCUACACCACCAGCUACUGCAUCAAGGUGGGAGAUUUCGGCUUCAGCACAGAGACCGGCCCCAAUGAGCUCCUCACAAACUUCUGUGGCUCCCCACCAUACGCUGCUCCCGAACUGUUUAAGGACAAAGGUUACAUUGGACGCUACUCAGACACCUGGGCUUUAGGUAUUCUCUUGUACUUCAUGGUGACAGCCACCAUGCCCUUCUACGGGGAGAACAUGGGGAGGCUGAAGCGCUGCAUCCUUCAGGGGGCCUACAGUAUUCCUGCGUAUGUGCCCGAUGCGUGCCAGCUGGUCAUUAAGGGCAUGCUGCGGCCUGUGCCUAUCGAUCGCUCGACUCUAACGCAGAUUACAAACAGUAUGUGGCUGAAGGGGAUUGAGUACCCUGGUCCAUAUGCCAUGCUGCCCCUGUCACCGGCCCACUUUGCCCAGGAGGACCAGGCUCUGUGUGUGGAGGAGCAGGAGGUGAAGAGCUUGCUGUCAGAUCUGGGUAUUGUGGCAGUCCAUUUCCAAAACAAUCCCUGCAAAGACUGUAGGAGCCCUUUGACUGGGACCUACCGGAUCCUUCUCCAUCGGGUCCAGAAGAGGAGGUCAGUGGAGGCUGUUGGUUAUUCAGCGCUUAACCCUGAAGAGUAUGAGAGUCCAAAGCCGUGGUCUGUGACACCUGUGGCCAAACAAACUCCUACAGCUGUCUGUGUUCUGCUGUAAAGAGAAAUAACUGGAGUGGACUUGCUUUAGUUGUUGCACUUUAUCACAUACACAUGUGUCCAUGCAUGCUGAUACUCCUUCAGUCACUUCAGGCUCCUGUACUCGCUGAGGCAUUAUGUUACAUGUUGAGAAAUACUCAAGUUGUGUUGUGCAAUACUGGGCUGAAAUGUUGACAAAAGGAAUUUGAGGUCGGAGCCAGAGGGUUCCUCUGUCCCACUGUGUAAGUCAAUUAUAGCUUAUGGGCUAGGGCACAUCUCAAGUAAUUAGCUAUGGCUUUGUGUUCUAAUUAUUCACCAACAAAAGCUUACUGACGCACAACAUUCAUCAAUCACUGUAUGGCUAUCAGCAUCUUCCAAUCCCUUUUAGUCAGAACAUAAAUCUACCAAACUAAUCCGGGGCUACAGGUAAUCCUAAUAAGAUAAACACUGGGGACAUGCUUGGGUUAGAGAAAUGAAACCUGGCACUGUUUAAAAAUGUCCUGGGAAAAUGACAUGAGGCAUAGAAAAUAAUUAGGACCACAUGAGGCCAGAGAUAAAAUGUAAAACCAGUCUGCAGCCCUCUUCAGUUGUUGCAAUACAUUCUCUCUCAACUCAUCAAAUACCAACACUUGGUCAGUGGCCCUAGAUAACCCCCUAGCAUUAGUUUUUGAUGCUCAGGGACACUGUGUCAAGUGACACUUCAAAAUAAACUUCCGUUUUACAGGAAAUGUACAGUUUCCA